This is a messenger RNA of Medioppia subpectinata, 1071 nucleotides long. Lineage: Eukaryota; Metazoa; Arthropoda; Arachnida; Sarcoptiformes; Oppiidae. The record is from the annotation of a GenBank genome assembly.
AUAAUCAAAAACAGAAACAAAUACCAAAACGAUGUUAAACAACCACUUGAUUUGCUGUCAACAGUAUUGUAUACUGAUUCGCCCGGGGUGUUUCACAUUUAUACGGAAAAUGCCAUUUCAAAGUGGCCUAAACCUGUGAAUGUGAGGGAUUUGUUCAAUAAAGUCAAUGAUAAUAAACUGACAAUCGAUGAGAUCGAGAGAUAUUUCUCACAAACGACGGCCGGCUUUGCAUUCAAUGAUUACUUCUAUUUGUUUGCCGGCAAUCGUGUCUGUCGUAUGAAUAAUAAAACUCUUCAUUUCGAUGAUAACUGUUUGAAUCAAACCAUCGCUCAAUGGAUUGGUUGCAAUGAAGACAUGACAACAAUUGCGACAAUACAUCCGAUAAAAGACAAUUACAAUCAACACAUAAUUGCAGCGAUAGUUGUGAUCAUUUUUGUGAUCAUUAUAAUAGCUGUCAUAGCAAUGAUUGUAUACAGAAAACGACACCAAUAUUCACCUCGAGUUUACUCAAAAUAUAAAACAGUUCCGAAAAUUAACAACUCUUUGGCCACAGAAUCAGAGGUUAAGUCAAAGAUAUCAAAGACAUCGAUGUCUACAUUGGAUGAAAACAGACCAACAGAUCUCAAGAUUACGACCAAUACUUCGCCGGCGGUUAACAAAUCUGCGAAUCCGUUUUGUCAGCGAAAUAUUACAAUUGAUUCGGCAUUUGUGGACAAAUUCUCUGAUUUGGGAUCAGAUGUCAUCACUUUGUUCUCCGAUUUAGAUGUCCAUCAAUUAACCGUCAAUACAACGGAUCCCAUAAAUCCUGUCUUCAGAUACAACAGAUCCCUAUACUUGCCGGACGACGAGUGGAUGGCAGAUGACAAAUACUUUGAUUUGGGAUCAGAUGUCAUCACUUUGUUCUCAGACACAACUGUCCAUCAAAUGACUGUCAAUAAAACGGAUCCCAAAAAUGCCGUUCGUAUUGUCAGUUUUGUGGGUCUGUUAUCACUCGACGCCGAAGAUAGCGAUGUCGUCGACUCUAUUGGCGGUAAAGUGUCUACAUUUGGAUCCACUGUUUUAUACCUCGAG